CCUGGCUUGAAAGCAGCAGGGUGGUCGGAACUGAGCGAGAGAGAUGCCAUCUACAAAGAGUUCUCCUUCAAAAAUUUCAAUCAGCGGAUCGACAUCUGCUGUGGGGCGCACACCUGGAGACCUUAGGAGUCCUUAGGAGACCAAGGCAGGAAGACCAACAGUGGGACAUCAACCUGGUCUAUGGAGAGGGUCUCCGACUCAGAGAAUAAGCCAAAACGUGGGCUGGUGAGAUGGCUCAGCAGGCGUUUGGCUUUAUGUCCAGGGUUGCUCUGCAAGCAGAGAAGAUGAAUCACCACCCGGAAUGGUUCAACGUCUACAACAAGGUCCAGAUAACCCUUACCUCGCAUGACUAUGGAGGCCUGACCAAGAGGGAUGUGAAGCUGGCCCAGUUCAUUGAAAAAGCUGCUGCAUCUCUGUGAGCUGAUGCCCGCCUUGUCUGCAGGGUUGUUUGAAAGCCAUUUAUGUUAAUAAAUUGUCAUAAAGUAGUUCAUAGUUACAUGUAUACAUUUUUGUAUGAUUGAUGCUCAAAUACAGAAUGUUUUGAAGCCAAGCCUGAGUUAUUUGUCAUUACACCUAGUCAAGGACAUGAUAAACCAAUUUGAUUUAAAAUUUU
Messenger RNA from Mus pahari (shrew mouse), 613 nucleotides. RefSeq names its product pterin-4 alpha-carbinolamine dehydratase 2 (gene Pcbd2). Gene Ontology annotation, biological process: tetrahydrobiopterin biosynthetic process. NCBI's taxonomy places the organism in Eukaryota, Metazoa, Chordata, Mammalia, Rodentia, Muridae. Gene Ontology annotation, molecular function: 4-alpha-hydroxytetrahydrobiopterin dehydratase activity. The coding region runs from base 231 to 419 and encodes 62 amino acids. The record is from RefSeq and is a predicted model, not a curated record. The transcript has 4 exons.